CCUGACCCAUACGAGUAUGGAUUCCCUCCCGCCAGAAGGGAAUUCGGAGAGGGAUCAUCAGGUUCUGCUCAAGGAGGGGGAGGAGGAGCCUACUAUUCAUCGUAAGGUCAUCAAUUUCAAACCCCGCAUCAAAGCUUCCAGACUCCAAUUCCAAAUGUUUAUUAUGGUCCUCCAGCCACUGCAACCCCACCUCCAUUGCCACGAAAUACUGGAAUUGGAUAUGGAGUUCGUUCAAGGAAUAGACGUCAAAGGGAGGGACGCGGACGUGGUGCACAAGAGUGAGGUGUUCUUUAGAGUUGUUAAGUUGUUCUAUUUCUUUAGAGUUGUUAAUUUGUUCUAUUUCUAAUGACGUUGUUCCGUUGUUCUAUUUCUUUAGAGUUGUUUAGUUGUUCUAUUUCUUUAGAGUUGUUAAGGUAUUCUAUUUCUAAUGACGUUGUUAAUUUGUUCUAUUUCUCAUGCAUUGUUAAGUUGUUCUAUUUCACAACAUAAAGUUCUUAAAUCACAACAUAAAAUUCAAAUUACAACAUAAAGUUGUUAAAUCAGAACAUAAAAUUCAAAUUACAACAUAAAGUUCUUAAAUCACAACAUAAAAUUCAAAUUACAACAUAAAGUUCUUAAAUCACACCAUAAAAUUCAAAUUACAACAUAAAGUUCUUAAAUUACACCAUAAAAUUCAAAAUACAACAUAAAGUUUCAAUUAUCAGUCGAUGGCCCUGGACACUGGCGCCUAUCAUGCCCUUCAACUCGACAUGCAUAGCACUUCUUCGGGCGACCUUUGGUACGCUUCAUGUGCUCGGGAGGGUACACUACAGGUCCAUCAUACUGGGGCCAAUAUGCUUCAUGAGCCAAGGGAAAGAACGACCCUUCCCAAACUCUGACCACGUAUGGAGUCUUGUAGUAUGGACUAACAAAUAUCAAAGGGUCCAAAUUAACGCUUCUCGCAGCUGCAUAUGCAUGAGAGCAAGGCAGGUGUCUCCCUUGAAACCUCCCACAAGUACACUCUCCAAUUCCAUUCUUUGCAUCCAGUAUAACUGUUUGAGCAUUACCACCCUUUGCAGUUGGAAAUCUGUUCUCUGCAAUAAAUCUCACCAUCAUAUUAAUGUCAUCAUCGUCAGACAAAACUGAUCCUUCAUAUACAAGUGCAUAAUCCUUGUAAACCGGUAUACGAUAAGUCAUCUUGCAUACUCUUCGCCCUCCUAUGCAACAUCGUUCCGCACAAAUAUGACUGACUUCUUGCCAAGUAAAUAUGCUCUCAAUCCGGACAAUACUUGAUUCACCAUCUUCGUAGUCAAUACUAUCAUGAAAAAGUGUAAUUCGACCAUUCCACCGAAUCUUCGUAGUCGAAUUUUCGAAAAUUUCUACCCAUUUCUGAAGUUUAUACAAGCAACUCAUUACAUACAGUACAAACAAUACUAAAUUAAUCCAAAAUUCUAAUAUGCUCAUUCAAACAAAGUAAGCAGAACUUACCUCCAAAAUUUUUCUUCUUUGCUCAGCUAUGGUGCUCCAGCAGCUGCAGUUUGUGUUUGGAAGAAAGAAGAUAGAAAGGAAGAGAGCUGCCAGAAUGUGCUAAGUGAUGGCUUUUUAUUAUCGUAAACUGAUGGAGUGGUUUGAGUCCAAAACACUCGAACUACACUAGUUCGAGUUCAUUAAACUCGAUCUAUGUCAACCAAUAAUUCCCCCCCCCCCCUGCACCCUAUUCUAGAGCAUGUCGGACCGAAAGCGACUAGACAGAAUGAUUGAGCAAGUAGUUCAAGUUUAGUGUAAUCGAACUACACUAGUUCGAGUCCCUAAAACUCGAUCUAUGACAACAAAGAAUCUUAUCCCUGCAACCCUAUCCUGAAGCAUGUCGGUGGGCCAGUGGUUCGAGCCCAUUGGAAUCGAUUUAGGUAGUUCGAGUCAUAGGGCAUCGAUCUAGUGCAGAUAAAGAUCGAGUGCAUUAAAGUCGUUGCACUACAUCGAGGUUUUAUGCGUCGAUCUAACUGGAUCGAGUUGUCCAUACUCGAUCUACUUAGAUCGAGUCCUUUGUCAUCGAUCUACAUUGUUCGAGUUCUCCAAAAUCGAACUAAUGUUGAUCGAGUUUUUAAAACUCGAUCCUAUUUUAGUUCGAGUUUUUCAUCGUCGAACUGGUGAGUAGUUCGAGUCCCAUAAACUCGAACCCUUUGAAACUUGGGUAGUUUGGGAAAAUUUUAUAAAACUUAUGUAUUCCGGGAAUUAUGUAUAAUUUUUACUGUAUUCUGGGAAUUCUUCCGGAUCUUGAUAGAUAGUGGCAGAAUGGCUGGUCCGCCAUAACCCGGAGCUUCUCAGAGAUUUCCACGCUCAGAUAGUUAAGGCAAACACAAAAGAAAAUGUUUUCCUUCUUAAAAAUAAAUACUUUGAUUAGCCUUAUUGAUUAUGCUUUAAACCCUCUGUUUCAAUGAUUUUGCUCUUUUAUCUACAUGUCAUGGGAUACUAUAGUUCAGCAAUUGCAGCAGCUUCUGCAUAGGCAAGUUACUUCUCAUUCAGAAAUCGUUAAUGUAUUUUAUUAAUUAAUAUGACCUGUAUGUAUGUCUAAAUUGUCUAAAAUAAACUCUAUUCAAAAGUAUCGUAAUUUUAUUGUUUCAUCACUAACACUAGGUUUGAUAUGGUAGCAGGUGGCGUUUCUUAGCAAGUAGGUGGUCUGUUCGUCAUCCGAACUCUAAUGCGUCACAAGUCACAACCUCGGACCGGACAAGGCUGCAGAGUAGAAAUAAAGCAGGUUAAUGGGCUGAGAAAAAGGAAAAAUGAACAGAGUGUAGUGUAGUGUGGAACGCAUACCUCAUAGAAAGAGUGUGAUUUAGUUCUUCGUAAUUCACGAUCCAAAAAUUAUAGAAUUUAUCGAUCCUCCUUGGCAUUAAACCCAACUUUUGUGGAUAACUAAUUUAAAGUUGUUUAAAAUUGCUGAAAUGAUAACUUUUAUUGGUUAGCUACGAGCAUUUUGUUCUAGAAAUAAUACUGAUACCAUUCUAUAGGUUACUAAAAAUAUAUGUACUAUAAUAAUCCAUGUGCUUUGAGAUCCUCUAUUAAUAACUUGAUAACCAUAUGCAGUCUUCUUUUCCACAAAUCUUAUGGAUGAUAAGACGCUCUUCAUACGAUUUUAAUCUUUGUAUUUUGGUCAAGUAGUGAUUGAAUUUAUCAAACUUUAUGUAAUCAUUUUCUUCUUAAUUAUAGCUAUUUUUUAUUUGCAUUAGCAUUUGAUCUUAUAUAGAACAAUAAAUAGAUGUAUCAAUUAAAUAAUGUCUUUGUGUGUGUAGACGCUCAUAUUCUACGUCACAUCACAUCAUGUAUGGUAUCAAAAUUUUUCAUUGAUUAGUAAUUUUUCAUUUCACUUUAUGUAGUGUUGCGGCCAAUACCUAUGUUUGGCCCAACUUUUAGAAGUGUUUUUCUGUUCCAAAAAUUGAAGUUGAGUCAAACACUUCUACAAGCUCGGUUUUUGAAAAAUUGAAAAGUGUUUUUGCAUAACAUAAAAGCAGAGCUCCGAUUUGAAGCUUCUACGAGAAGUUGUUUUGAAAAUACACUAUUAUCCUUACCAUAUUUAAUUUUAUUUUGAAAACAUAACUUUCUUUAAAUUUAUAUCAUUUUAAAAAAUAAAAUAAAUUACAAUAUAAUAUUAUUAAUAUAUAAGAAAUUUAACAAGAUCCAUUUUGACUACCUUUUAUUUUUUAUAUUCAUAUUUUGUAUAAAAAAUUCUUUUUAGUAAUUUUCCAUAACAUCUUAUAUUAAAAAGCACUUCUAAUAUUAAACGCAUCCUAUUUAAUGUCCUUUACUACUAAGCUUGCCUGAAACAGUAAACCAUCUUCCUUCAUUUUAUAACAAUCAUAUAUUUGUCUUCCCACUACAUCCUAUACAAACAUGGCAUAAUAAAGGUCAUAAUUAUACAAUACAAAUCCACACAUUGUACAACAACCCAUGCAUUUUAUCGCACUCCAGAGUUCAAAAUAUUUAUUAAAUAAAUAAUUACAACAUAAAAACUAAAAAAUCCAAAAUAUUGUUUAACUAUUAUAAUAAUUAAUAAAUAUAAAUGAUAAACGAAACUCAUUCGGCCAACGGGCCGAGUACAAAGCUAGUAAUAAAUAAAAACUAAAUGAGAAAACUUGAAGCCCCAUUUCAAAUUUCCUGCAUGCAGAGUAAAAGUAGGAAUGACAUUUUGGUCUUCACAAUUACUUUUUUUUAUUCAUUAAAACAAUACUUACUAGGAUUCGAACCAUGACCACUUUAAAGAAAAGCAAAGAUCAUAACCAAUCACACUAAGUACAUUUGUUGUAUCUUUUUAAAUUAAAAACAUAUAAUCGCAGAGAGGAAAAAACCCUUCCCCAAUUUCAACUUCCCUGCUCGAGGAGCGUUUGUAGGAAGGGUAGAAUAUGGAGUGUCAAGUUUUUUUCUUUUUCCUCUAUGGAACGGGCCAACUUAUCGUACACAUGAGGAUUUAAACGGGUCCAGGAGUGUCAAUUUUUUUUUCUUUAAGUCCUUUUUUUCUGCGUGGUGGUAAAAUAUAUAUGAACAGGCCAAAACAAUACUCCUUUUUAUUGCUGAAAAGAAAAAAAUUUAACAAUAAACUAAUGCAUGGAUUCUAAUGGGCUAACCACUAAUCAUAAAAUAAAAGUAAAGAAUAAUUAGAGUUUGGCAUGGGUCGGUCAAACAGGUUGAAUUUCAAGUUUUGGCCAACCCAAUUAGUCCAAUUUUUAUCAUUUCAAAUAUAUAUUAUGUAAUUAUUGGAUAUCAUAAUGAUUAAAUUAUAGUGUAUAUUAUGGGGAAUCGUUUGGUAUUUGUUAGUAAAAACUAAAUAGAAAGAUCUAUUUGGUUAUUUUUAACAUUAAAACGAUCCUAAACGUUUUCAGUUUCCUUUCAAAUUUCUAUAGUUUUAUUCCCGAAUCAGUGAUGUGCAAAUGGCGAAUUGCAGUCAUCUUUUUUCUUUCAUUAUUUUUUAUUUUCAAAUAGAAAGUUUAAAAGUAAAGAAUAAUUAGAGUUUGGCAUGGGUCGGUCAAACAUGUUGAAUUUCAAGUUUUGGCCCGUUUUGAUCAAGUCUAAUAUAUAAUCACAUGGUUCCCAGAUACUCGAUAAAAAUCUCAAUCCAAACUAGUUUGGCAGGUGAGUCCGUGUUUACCACCAUUUUCUAGGGAUACAAGAACGGUGGUUCCUAUCCCAGAUCAUGUUGUUCAUUCUUGAUUUCUUUAGAUUUUAUCAUGGCUUGGCAAAAAACCAGAAAGCACAAUGAUGAUAAGAUGAAAGUUUUAUAAAGCAAAUUAAUAGGCCAACGGGCCGAGUAAAAGCUAGCAACGAUUGUGAGAUGCUCAUUUCCCGAAAACCGGCGGGAUAGACGAUUUUUUAUUCGAUUUUCUGGAAUUCGGUUUCUAUAAAACUUACUCCACAUCAUCAUAUUACCAGAAAAUAUUGUUUCGCAAGGUAACAGGUACUUGAUUUUGGUUCAUAAGGCUGAUUUUUGAUUCGUUGCAUCAUUCAUGUCUCUUUCCUACUAAAAUUCACUAUUUUUAUCACGUGUUUCCAAAAAAAAAAAAAUAUACAACAAUAAGCUAUACACCCCAUUACAUUAUCAAAUUUCAUACCUCACCUUCCUCCGGCCAAAUGGCCGAGGCCCAUGCUAGUUAUUAGUACAUCACAAAUUCCGUAACCAGGUUAACCUCCAACAAUAUUUGUGACAAAAUGAUGUAAAUUAUCAAGGAAAAUGCAUUUCAAUAUAUGAUUAUGUUUUGUGUUUGAAUUUGCUUAAAAAAAUGCAAAAAUAAAAAGCAUCUAUUGAUUAUUGAAGAUUCUUGAUGAUAAAAAGUUGAUACCAUCUAUAUUGGAAUACCUAUAAUAUUGGGUCAUUAAGUUUUAUAAAAAAAGAGUUUGAUAUGAGUUAAUAUGUAUCCCCUUGCAUAAGUCCUACUCCUACAUUUUGAAUUUCAACAACAAGCGGUAUAGAAGGCAAAUGUUAGUGAUCUUUUUGUUGGAUGAUCAUUUUAAGUAAUAAAAUAUUUUGAUCUUCUUAUAAUAAUAUUAUAUCAUCGUUAUCUAAAAAAAUAUUUUGACAUUCUUAAUGAUAAAAGCUAGAAAACUACCUUGCUAUCUCCUUUGUAAAAUUGAUAUUAUUGUUUGUUAAUUCGAAUGACAUUAACAUGGAUGAAUUCCCAAAAAACACAUGUUUUUAAAAUAAAUUCUCAAAAUACACACGUUAUUAAAAAAUUCCCAAAAUACACAUAUUUGGCCAUUAUCGCUAUUGUCAACCGCAGUGAAUGCAUUCACCGCGGCAGACCAAAGCGGUGAAUGCAUCACCGCGGUUGACGGCCGCGGUGAAUGUCUGACUAAACACUGAAACUUCAAACAAACAUAACUUUGCGCUCUGUUAUCUGAUGGUAGCGAAUUUUUUUUUUUUUUUUUGAUUCCAUAUAAAUUUUCAAGAUCUUUCAAUCUGCAACAAGACUACAUCUAAAAAAAAUGUCGUUUGUUACCGCAAACGAGCAAUUUUUCGAUUUUUCAAAAUUUUGGAAGGACAUAACGUUUAGAUCCUCAAUUCGAACGUCGUAAAGUUUUUUUGAUUGCGCAUAACUUUUUAAGAACUACAACUUUGAUUAGGAAAUAAUUUUUUAAAAAAGAAGUAUUUUUGGGUAUACGAAAUUUUGCGAAUAACUUUGCCUUUACUUUUCACAAAUCCACAUGCUUUCCAAAAUUAUGGUUAUAAUAAAAGUUAUAGUAAUUCAAAAGUUAUGCAAAAUCAAAAAAAGUUUCACGAUAUUCGGAUUGUGGAGCACAAAGUUAUAAUCUAUCAAAGUUUGUCAAAAUUGAAAAAUUGCUCGUUCGGGGUAGCAAAUGAUUUUUUUUGGAUGAAGUCUUAUCUCAGAUUGAAAGAUCUUGAAAAGUUAUGUGGAAUAAAAAAAAAUCGCUACAAUCGGAUAACCGAGCGCAAAGUUAUGUUUGUUUGAAGUUUCAGUGUUACGUUAGGCAUUCACCGCGGCCGUCAACCGCGGUGAUGCAUUCACCGCUUUGGUUUGCCGCAGUGAAUGCAUUCACUGCGGUUGACAACAGCGGUGAUGCCCAAACAUGUGUAUUUUGGGAAAAUUUUUAUAACGUGUGUAUUUUGAGAAUUUUUUUUUAAAAACAUGUGUAUUUUGGGAUUUUUUUCCCAUUAACAUAUAAUAAUGACAAGAAUAUAAGAAAAAAGAAGAUUAUUGAAAUUUAAAUCUUGAAGCUUUGUUAAUUACUAUUAUCAUAUUGCAACCGGCAAACUGGACAGAUACAUACUAGUGUUCAAAUGUCAAGUUGGAGAGAAUUAAUAUAGCGUGAACCGAAACUUUGCUGAACCAGUAGAGACAGGUGGAGUUGUGACAGCCGCACCAAGUUUUGUUGUUGGUGGAUUGGGCCUGAAGUUGAAUAGAAUGGGCCGGACGUAUCAGGAUCACGAGUUUAUGCAAUUAUGCUUGUGUUUGGAUCUCCCUAUCCAUGAUUUGGGCCAAUACUACGAUGCCGCGAUUAAAAGUGUGGCAUGGGUGCCGCUGCUUUUAAUUGGUGCACGUGGCAGGGUAUUUUUACGUGGCAAUAGUGGUUAAUUCCCAUCGCAGAACCCAUCGUCCAAACCGGAUCAUCCCUUGAGCCAAGGACUCUUCGUGUUUCAUUUUCUUCUCCUCAGGCGGUUAGUUUUUAUCUUUUCCCAUUAAAAUUUAAAUUCUUUUAAGUUUUAUUUGUUUUUGCCCCAGGAGAAAGUAAGACACCUCUCACCAAAAAAAUAAAUAAAUAAUAAGACAGAAGUUCUGUCACAGAACCAUAAGCAAAUCUUGUCGUCUUCCUCCUUCCCUCUCCGUCUAACUGUCAAAGCAACAAAAGGAUCCGGCGAAGUUCUCAGUCGUCGACCCAUCUCCUUUACAGUCUCUACCGCUCCGCAUCCGUCAAACUGCUUCGCCGCCACCGGAUCCACACGACCCUCUACAUUGAUCCCCUCGGUCUGUCCCUCCCUCUUGUAAGUGUCGAAAUCCAAAGCCGAAGUUCGUUGAUUGGAGGUGAAUAGCUACAUAUCCCAACGGAUUCAAAAUACUUUCAGGUCAUUGCUUUCUCCUGUCGGUCCUCUGUCUAUCCGCUCUCCCCUCCGUUUGAUGUCUAUUUAUAGGGAAGGAGAAGGCUAGCAAUUCGGUCUUCUUAUGGUGAAAAAACCAUUUACAAUUGCAGCUAGAUGCCGCAAGCAUGAAAGCUGACGAAACUAUUCUAUAAAGGAAGCUAGCACAUGGUUUCAGAGAUGAAAGGUAUUGGAAGAAUUAAAGGAGAUGGAAAGAAUUGGAUGGGUUGCCCUGCUCAAUGGCAGGUUGCCAGCUGAUUGACAAAGCAUGUGAUAGUAUUUGAUUAUUAUUUAGCUAGUUUGGUUCACUUGAGUGGGAUUGGCGAAUGAAGAGCCCUUUCCAUGGAUUUAUGGAUGAGUAUGUGCACUGUGAGAGCUGAAAAUUGUAGCUUAACUUUGUUGGCUUAGUCUUAAUGAUUCCAUAUUCGAUUUCUGAAAGUUUCAAUGAGUAAUUUCCUCCCACGUUUCUACUUUGAUUUAUGUACGUGUUGCAGGUACUUCAAAGGCAGGUUCCUAGAACAUUUUGUAUAAUUUAUGGCAAGCGUAUAUGUUGUAUGUUUGAGUGAUAUCUCUGUCAACUUUUCCAGAUUCUAUCUUUGAAUAAAUGCGCUACGACUCU
Molecule: messenger RNA, 8678 nt
Organism: Linum trigynum
Lineage: Eukaryota; Viridiplantae; Streptophyta; Magnoliopsida; Malpighiales; Linaceae
Source: the annotation of a GenBank genome assembly